GGUGAAAAAGAGCGAUGAAUGUCCCUCACUACAUCGGUGUUGAUGUUGGCACUAGCAGUGUCAGAGCCGCAGUUGUGAAACAAAAUGGCAAAAUUGUAGCCAAAUCCACCGAGAAGAUUAAGAUAUGGGAACCAGCUGCCAACUUUUAUCUUCAGUCAUCAGAAAACAUCUGGAGGGCGGUGAUUCAAGCUGUCAGGACAGUGGUGGAUCAAUCAGGGGUGUCCAAAAACUUCAUUCAUGGUAUUGGGUUUGAUGCGACAUGUUCUCUAGUAGUUCUUGAUAAGGAGGGAGAGCCUGUUUCAGUUUGUCCAAAAGAUUUAGAGAAGAUUCAUUCCUACUCUGGUAAGGAUUGUGACAUCAUCAUGUGGAUGGAUCACCGAGCUGAGGACGAGGCAAAGUUUAUAAACUCAACCAAGCAUGAAGCCUUAAAAUGUCUGGGUGGACACAUGUCUCUGGAGAUGCAGCCACCAAAACUCUUGUGGCUUAAAAAGAAUUUACCAGACAGUUGGAAAAAGGCGCAUCAUUUCUUUGAUCUUCCAGACUUUCUCACCUGGAAAGCCACAGAAAGCUCAACAAGAUCCCUGUGUUCAUUGGUUUGUAAGUGGUCUUAUCAUGCAGACAAUAAGGGCAUUCAAGGAUGGAAUCAGGAUUUCUAUAGGACUAUAGGUCUGGAGGAUCUACUACAAGAUGAUGCCAAGAAAAUUGGGACAAAGGUUCAGUCACCUGGAACACCUUGUGGAAGUGGCCUUUGUGACUCUGUAGCCAUAGCAAUGGGGCUGAAGGCCGGGACCCCUGUGGGAACCUCCAUUGUAGAUGCACAUGCUGGUGUGUUAGGAUGUGUGGGAUGCAUUCCUAAAGAAUGUGCCAAUCCUGAUCCUUUACCAUUACCAGACCUCACAUCCAGAAUGGUAGUUAUAUCAGGAACCUCAGUCUGUCACAUGAUUAUGAGCCAGAAUCCUUAUUUUGUUCCUGGAGUCUGGGGGCCGUACUACUCUGCUAUACUGCCUGGUCUGUACAAUGCUGAGGGUGGUCAGAGUGCAGGUGGUCAACUGAUAGAUAAGUUGAUUGAGUCUCACCCUGCUUACACUCAAGCUGUAAGAGAAGCAGAAACUCUCAAAAAUAAACCAGUUCAUAUUCAUGAUUACCUAAACAACUGCCUUAAUACUUAUAUGCAACAAGAUGAACUGCCAUUUGUCAGUCACUUAGCCAGAGAUUACCAUGUUUAUCCAGAUUUCCAUGGCAACAGAUCACCUUUAGCAGACCCUACACUCAAGGGUAUGAUAUGUGGAAUGUCGUUGUCUAUGAAUGUGAAAGAUCUUGCAAUACAAUACCUAGCCACCGUACAAGCUCUGGCUUAUGGGACCAGACAUAUUAUUGAUGAGAUGAAGAAGGCGGGUCAUUCAGUUGAUAUUAUUUAUAUGUGUGGAGGUCUGAGUAAAAAUCGCCUUUACAUGGAAACUCAUGCAGAUGUUUUAGGCAUUCCUGUGGUUCUUCCUGAUGAAGAAGAGCUAGUAUUGGUUGGAUCAGCAAUCCUUGGAGCAAGUGCUUCCAAGGACUUUGGAACAAUCCAGGAUGCUAUGCUGACUAUGUGUGGAGAAGGAAAAAUAAUCAGGCCAUCAGAGUCACAGACUGGGUUCCAUGAUAAAAAGUACAAAGUGUUCAGAAAAAUGGCAGAGGACCAGUACAAAUAUAAAUCAAUCAUGGAAAGUUGAUUAUUAAAAAGACCCUUUUCAUAUGCAGAGCAAUUUCUAGAACAUAGAUUUUAGGCAUAUACAUGUAUAACUUGGUUUUAGCUCUAUAGGUAAAUCAUAUACGGUACUAAUUUUGAUGCACCAGAUGCACAUUUUGACAAAUUAUGUUUCUUCAGUGAUGCUCAUGCCAAAAUGUUGGAAAUCCAUAAUAUGUUAAAAAGACUGAAGAGCUGAAAAAAAAGGAUGCCAAAGACUGGAGCCUAAUACGUC
Molecule: messenger RNA, 1961 nt
Organism: Saccostrea echinata
Lineage: Eukaryota; Metazoa; Mollusca; Bivalvia; Ostreida; Ostreidae
Product: FGGY carbohydrate kinase domain-containing protein-like
Exons: 15
Coding region: 15-1712 (565 amino acids)
Biological process (GO): carbohydrate metabolic process
Molecular function (GO): phosphotransferase activity, alcohol group as acceptor; kinase activity
Source: RefSeq, a predicted model, not a curated record